Ooceraea biroi (clonal raider ant) is the source of this 9601-nucleotide messenger RNA. It is a transcript of the gene sei, whose product is annotated as potassium voltage-gated channel seizure. Gene Ontology annotation, cellular component: plasma membrane. Lineage: Eukaryota; Metazoa; Arthropoda; Insecta; Hymenoptera; Formicidae. Gene Ontology annotation, molecular function: inward rectifier potassium channel activity. The record is from RefSeq and is a predicted model, not a curated record. Gene Ontology annotation, biological process: potassium ion transmembrane transport; regulation of membrane potential.
GUCGUCGUCGCCGUCGUCGUUGUCGUCCUCGUCGUCGCCACCACCGCUGCCGACGUCGUGAUCGAAGGAGAGAGAGAGAGGAAGAGAGAGAGAGAGAAAGAGAAGAGACGUCGGCCCGUCUCGCGCCACCUCUCGCGUUCUCAGUUCUCCGACCGAACACACGACGGCGACUCGCCGAACCGCGAGACACGGGAUAAGCGACGUGGGGAUCGCGUCUGCAGCGUCGCGACGUCGUCAUCGGGCCAUUCGAAACUCGAAUCCUCGCGACGUCCCUUGUGUACCGCGACAGCCGCGGAACGAAAGGGAAGAGGGUGGCUUACGAGCACGCGGUGGAGCAACAGUUUCGGCGACCUUCUUCUGGAAGUGCGCCGGCCGGAGACGGAACAGAGACCGUGCCAGGUGUCUCCACCGACGACUGACGACCCCGAAAAGAGGGUCGAAGAGCCCGCGAGGUCAACGAGAGGGCAUCAUAUCUUUGCGUUCCGGGUUGCGGAAGGCGUGGUGGGUCGUUCGCGCGCGUUCGUUCGGCGACGCGAGGACAGCGCGGCUCCGAUACCACGUGAAAUAUGGGACCGAUAGUGAGAUCGACUGUGACCUGUGUUGAUGAAUCGUCGUAUCAGUAGGACAGGGUUAUGACGGUAAAACCAAACGAGGAAAAAGAGUGUUGGAAACGCAACCGUUAUUAUGUGUCACCCAGAAACCUCGGCUAAUCUCCGCGCAAUGUCAUUUCCCGUAACGAUCUGAUCUUGACGUGACCGUGCUCGUUCUUCGGUGACACGCGAGAGACGCAUGCAGUGGACCUUACGGGAUUUAGUGUGGUUGCAUGAACCGAGAGGGACGAGAGAAACCGCGACAACAGCGGUAGUCGGACAUGGUCGCGGAGGAUGAGGAAGAAGUACAAAAAUAACCGUUGCCGUGUUUAAGCGGAGAUGCACAGCUGACCGGUCGCGAGAGAGAGGGAGAGAAAGAAAGAGACAGGCAAAGAGAGAGGAGGGAAAGAGCCGGACAUUCGAUUUUAGCAAGCGCUGCUGCUCGCAUCGGGCCGACCAGCCGAGGAGGAAUCGAUCCGAUCGCGAGAUUCCACGUAAGCUCGACUGCAAACACACCACGUGCCUUUAACGUCGUCGUAACCGCGGACACCUCUAGUACUCCGUUCGUCGCGACGCCCGUCUCCCUUCGCACGGCCAUCGAAGUCGCUCGUCGUUCGAAGUCGAAUCGUCUUCAACGAAAAACGUUCCUCGUUGAGACGCGAGCGAUCAAACGACGACGUCGUGGAAAUGUCCGAGCCAUGCGCCUCCCCGAGACGUCCACAGUCCGCGAUCCCGAUUGUCGCGAAGCCUGAUUUCGAUCCCACGAGGUCGAACGAGAUCCGCGAGUAUCGCGGAAAAGUGGCUGUGGUUAGGAACUUCCCGAAGAUCGAAACCACGAGGCCGCUGACCCCCAUCGCGUUGGUAUCUUCGUUUCUUGGCUGUGUUUAGGGUGCUUGAUCGCAAGUUGGAUCGUGAGAUCGUGGCGCAUCGCGUGGCCUUCGCACCUCCACACUCCACGACGACAGACGCGGGGGCAUCGACGCGAUAUGAGACGCUGUCGACGAGAGGAGACGAAUCGCUCGGUGAACAGACGUUGCCGGCGUGUGACGGAGGCAUCAUCGUAGAUCGCUGUCUCCUAGAUCGUCGUUGGAGUUCCGCGGGACUUUCCAGCGGCCGACCACGACCUGUCGCGAGAACGCACCGACCGAUACUCGUUCCCACUUAUAAAUAGAUGUUUUCUCGCGUGGAUCACGUCUCUUGAGACGGACACGCGCGUCGCGACGCACAUCGGGAGGCGGCAGCGCGUACACGUGCUAUACGUACGUCGGUCGUGCGACGAGGUGGCCACGAUCCUCUCCGCGUCCUCGGAUCGACGACGGCGGGAGGAACCGUCACGACGCGUCACGCUGACGACCUUAAACGUUUAUCCACGUAGAUGAGAACUCUGGGUCCAAACAAACGUCUAUUCGGGACAUUGACACCGCGAAGAAAACGGGAGACCAAGAACAACGAUCACACACAUACAGCGCAUCUGGAUAUUCGUAGCAGACAGAUAGGCACAGAAUCGCAAUAAACGAUCGCCUGGACGGCGAGGCCUUCCUCGUUCAACCUCGCGUCGCCUUCACGUUAAGAGGCCUGAAGAAAGCAGACGCUGAUCCGACUCGGCCUCGUCCGACUACAGCAACGAAUUUUUUCAUUUCUCCUCUUCGAGUCAAGUCGCGUUACGUUACUCUCGUCUACGGCUGAUUACUAUGCUCAACUCGUGCUGUGCUUUUUUCUACCGUGCUCGUGCUGCAUUGUACGCCGCGAGUGUUUUCCUAGUGCUUUAGUGUUACUGCGCGAUAUACAUAAUUGAUAAAGAUUGGGCGCGGGUGUGCCCACACGGUCGAACGCGGAAGUCUCGGCUGCCCAGGUACCUGGGAAUCCUGUUCCUGAGAUGCCUGUUAGACGGGGUCACGUGGCGCCUAGAACUACGAUCAUCGAGACCAUCAUCAGGAAGUUCGAUACUCACGAUCGAAGCUUUUUAGUGGCGAACGCGCAACAGGGACUAUGCCACAUUAUCUAUUGCUCGGACGGUUUCUGCCGGUUGACGGGCUUCUCAAGGGCGGAGGUGAUGCAGCGGCCGGCGGUCUGCGAUUUCCUCCAUGGACCAAUGACGUCACCACACGCGGUCGCGGCCCUACGAGACGCCCUGGCCGCUGGCGUCGAAAAGCACUUCGAGAUUCUUUACUACAGGAAAGACGGAACCAAGUUCCUCUGCAGCGAGGUGAUAGCGCUAAUAAGGAGCGAGGUGGACGAUAUAUGCCUGCAGAUCAUAAACUUCGAGGACCUGAGCUCACCGCCGCCGCCACAGCCCCCGAUCCCGCCGCCGAGUCAGGCCAACAACAGGCUCGCGACACGCUUCGACAGGGCAAGGGCGUCCUUCCGGGCUGGCCUGUCGAGGACCGGUGUCGUUGGUCCACCGAGGGUCCGCAACCGACCGCGUGGCGCGACUAAUUUGCCUCUUCGACUUGCUGACGGGACCAUCCUCGACGAGGACGCCUCUGAGAACUGCCCAUUAACAUGUGGCUCGCCUACUAUGAUGGAAUCUUGGAUGCCCGGGAGGACCGGUACGCCUCCGCCUGGCCUGCCACCACCGCAGUCUGCCGGGAGCAACAACAACGGUGUCGCAACAACGUCGGCGACCCCAAAUAUCAUACCUCAGCCCGGCACCACCGCGCCCAUUGCCAGUCCCGAGGGAGUGAGCGACGUCUCGCAAAAAUCGGGGAUCUGGGAAGGUGCGAACUCUUCGUCGGGGGGUGGCGUAGAGGGUCCCUCGCGGAGCGUAUCUCACGCGACGAGUCUGGAUGCUAUCUCGAGGAGAGCCGUGAAACCGGAAACGGCGAGGGCGCCGUGUCGCAGUCUCACCUGCAGCGUCCUAGCGGGCCGAGGGAGCGAACACGUCACCCUCGAGCGACGACCAGCGACAGUCGAUAAUCUGACCGAAGCGGCGAGGCAUUCGAAAAUCUUUCCUGGCGUCGCUUCUGAAAGCGACUUACAGAAAUGGCGGGCGUCCAAGGACCGAAAAUCGCCAUCUCUGAGUCAGAUGGGACCAGAUUCCAUCAAACACAAAUUUUCCCUGCAAGACAAUGGAUCUGCAAAAUAUUUUCAAGGAGCGAUGCACACACCGAACAUGGGAGAAAAGGUCGCACAGGUAUUGUCCCUCGGAGCAGACGUUCUCCCAGAGUACAAAUUACAAUCCCCCAGAAUCCACAAGUGGACCAUACUACACUAUUCGCCGUUCAAGGCAGUCUGGGAUUGGAUUAUACUGCUGCUCGUCAUGUACACCGCCAUAUUUACACCAUACGUCGCCGCCUUCGUUCUGUCGGACGCGGAUUAUAACAGCAGAAAGAACAAGAAGUACAGUGACGACCCCAUCGUCAUUAUAGACUUGAUAGUCGAUGUCACCUUUAUUGUGGACAUCAUCAUAAAUUUUCGCACGACAUUCGUCAAUAGCAACGAUGAAGUGGUGUCCCAUCCUAUGAAGAUAGCCGUCCAUUACCUGAAGGGUUGGUUCAUCAUCGACCUGGUGGCCGCCAUUCCCUUCGAUCUUCUACUCGUUGGCUCGGAUACUGACGAGCUCGGCUUGGACAAGGACGAGACGACGACCUUGAUCGGACUCUUGAAGACGGCCCGCCUGCUGCGCCUCGUCAGGGUGGCCAGGAAGAUCGACAGAUACAGCGAGUACGGCGCCGCGGUUUUGUUAUUAUUAAUGGCCACUUUCGCCCUUAUUGCUCAUUGGAUGGCGUGCAUAUGGUACGCCAUAGGAAAUGCCGAGAGACCAACCCUAAAGAGUAAAGUUGGUUGGCUGGACAUGUUGGCCAACGACACGCAUCAGUUUUACUUUCACAACAACACCGGUGGGCCGAGCAUAAAAAGUCGCUAUAUUACGGCGCUCUACUUCACCUUCAGCAGCCUCACGUCUGUAGGCUUCGGGAACGUGGCACCGAAUACCGAUGCCGAGAAGAUUUUUACAAUAAUCGUUAUGUUGAUCGGAUCCCUGAUGUACGCCAGCAUCUUCGGUAAUGUAUCGGCGAUCAUCCAGAGGCUGUACAGCGGCACUGCCCGGUAUCACACGCAGAUGCUGAGAGUCAGGGAAUUCAUCAGGUUCCAUCAGAUCCCGAACCCGCUGCGCCAGCGAUUGGAGGAAUACUUUCAGCAUGCAUGGACAUACACGAAUGGGAUCGAUAUGAAUAGUGUUCUGAAAGGGUUCCCCGAGUGCCUUCAGGCCGAUAUCUGUCUUCAUCUCAAUAGGAAUCUUUUAAACAAUUGCAGAGCCUUCGAAGGGGCUAGUCCAGGCUGUCUAAGGGCAUUAUCCUUAAAAUUUAAAACGACUCACGCGCCACCGGGUGACACUUUAGUCCAUCGCGGGGACGUGCUGACCUCCCUGUAUUUCAUAUCUCGCGGGAGCAUCGAGAUUCUGAAAGACGACAUCGUGAUGGCCAUCCUGGGCAAAGACGACAUAUUCGGCGAGAAUCCAUGUAUUUACCCAACGGUCGGGAAGUCGUCCUGUAACGUUCGUGCCCUUACCUACUGCGACCUUCACAAGAUCCACCGGGACGACCUGCUCGACGUUUUGGCGCUUUACCCAGAGUUCGCCAAUCACUUCAGCCAGAAUCUCGAGAUUACUUUCAACAUGCGAGAUGAAGAGCAGGCUGGUGUCGAUCCAAUCUCAGCAAGGUUUCCUGUCAGCACUCCGACCGACGUCGACGUCGACGCCAGGAGAUACGCUUUCCGUCCACCAAGAUAUCGUCGAGGACCCGGUGGUGGUCCUGGCACAAAUCUUAUCCCUACAUGUCGACAAGAUUCCUUGCAGGAUGAUCAAGAUGAUUAUGAUAAAGGCAGCGGCCAUGGUAUCUUAGAAUUCAGCACGGACAAAGCCGGUCAGGACGUGACGCCGUUGAACUUGGAAUUUGACGAGCCCAAGCAGAGAAGCUCAACUUUAAACUCGAUAACCGGCAUGCUAACCCAUCUCAAGCGCAGCAUACCGGAUCUACGUCAGCACAAGAUUCAUCUGCAGCCGCUUACCAGCCACGAUUACCUCGCCAAGCAAAUGACCACGCCGCUGACGAAAUCAGCGCGCCGGAGUUCCGCCGCUGGCGAGAGUAGCCUCAGUCAAAACGUCGUUCAUCCCACUUCGACAACGUCAAGCCACUACACCACACCAUCGCCCCCGCAGCAUCCUCAUUCCCAUGGUGACUUUCAAAGUGGUCCAGGCCGACCCAUAGAGGAGAUCAGCGCCAGGAUCGAUCAAUUGUCGCGACAGGUGUCUUCGCUUGAGCACUCGAUGGCCGGUGACAUCCGACUGAUCCUGAGUCUGCUCCAACAGACGCUCAACUCGUCAAAGGAGAGUUCCAGCAUCGAAAUGAUGCCGGGAACCGCACCGGCCGGCACGAGGCAGAGCAGCCGGGCACCGGCGUUGGUCCAGCGAUCAGCGAGCGAACCGCAGCCACCGACAAUCCCGACUACCAACGGAAAUGGGAAGAUCCAACCCAGUACAUCUCACGGCUUGUUCAGGCCACCCACGAGGGAGCCAACCUCCACAUCGUCAGGCACGUCGCGGCUAACCGUCACGUCAGAGACGUCCGCGCUCGCCACGGCGUUGCAGACGGCGCUGAACGGCCCACGGACGGGGCCCACGAGGUCUCAGAGCCAACCGGUCGAUUUGGCGGUACCGACCAGCACACAACAGCAAGCCCAUCAGGCUCACGCUUGGCAUAGUCAGCCCGCCGCCUUCAGAAGGGGCGAAUAUAGGAGUGGCGUGCCUUGCUCGCUUGACAGGUACAGCUCGUUCAACAAACGACCGGAACCGGACGGCGAGGAUUCUUGGAGCUGCGUGGUGUCGGUAACGGGAGACCGCUCUAGCGGCCAGCGGCCACGUAGUGGUGAUGCGAGGAGCAAGGACUCGAACCAUCGCGGAGGCAACGGACCAGAGUCCUCUUCGGGUCAGCAGGGUCGAUCGGACGGCAGACAGCAAGACGGUGCGGGACAGCAAGCGACUGUGUCUCGACAGCAGGAAUCAUCGAGGCAGACUGGCGAGGAUAUAUCGUGGGAAUUCACGAUAAACGAGGCGCCGAUUGCCAGGCUCGAAUCGUUGGACGAGCUCGAUCAGGAUCACGGCAGUUAAGGGGAAGCGCGCGCGGGUUCGUCCUGUCAGCUGGCAGCUGCGAGAAUCGUCCCGCCUUGGGAAUGAGACGAAAACGCGGAAAGUCGCGAUGAGAAAGUGCGAGUGGGGCCGUUCGAACCCUUCGUAGGGAACUUCGUUUUUAAUCCGAUAGUUAUCACUUGUCCCGAAGAUGAAUCCGAGCCGUGAGCGACGUAACGCGACGCCUGCAGAUCGACAAUCUUGAAGCGCGUGCGUAUUGAAGGGGGCAUGCGGGUCCGUAGAUAGGAAUUCAGCUUGCUAGUGGUUCAUCUACAAUAAUGUUGAGCAAGGAGUGAAAAGAUAGGAGAAUCAACACAAUGAGUCGAGCAGCGAAAUAAAAAAUAGCUAUGUACAUACAUCGAAAUAAUUUUUGAAACUUUUUAUUCGGAUUGCACUAUAUAAAGGCGCAUGAUACUUAGUAAUGAUAAUUCCGGAAAUGCGAACUAUCUAAGUGCUUUACAGUAGACAGAGAAGAGUUUCGAAAAAUUAUACUCUGCAGUAGAAUAUUAUUAAUAUUAAGCAUUAAAAGAAAUCUGACGUUUUUUGAAAAAAAUAAGAAUUAUAUAUAAUAUGGAUCAUGCUUCUUUCAAUCACACACGCCUCGUAAGAUCGACGGACUUGCAAGCGAGGAUCGCUUUUUGUACUCCAAACGAGAACGACGAUGUGCUUGCCGCGCGUACUAAUGCCAAACGCAACGCUAAGUAGUGGCAAGAAUAUUGGCUGAAGCGUAUAUUUUCAUGAUGUAGGUGUACUUUUUUUUUAUUUGCAAAGUGUCUCGCGUUAUACUGACCACAGUCGCCACGUCUCGUUUCAUUCAUUCGGACAGUCGCUUGUUAAGCAUCAUCGCGCGACUCCUAGACCCUUCGAAUUAUGGACUCCAGAUCAACGAGCGCUCGUCUCUUCGGGGGUUCUCAGUUCAGCGGUCCGGUUCAAUAUUCGUUCCUUUAGAUCGAUUUUUUACGCGUUACAAUGAAGAAGCAAACGAAGGGAAAAUAUCGUCGCAUCGCCAAUUAGACGCCAAUUAUUUUACUCACCCAGAAAUCGCAAAUAAUUAUUUAUAUAUAUUUACACGUUGAGACACACGCGUAUAUGCGCCGUAUAUCAUAAGAGGGACAUGUGCUAGUGGUGAAAAAAGCGUAUGAAAGUACUCAAACACGUCGCGCGAUGGAAUCGCGAGCAUCAUGACGGAGAUGAAAUGAAUAAAUUCUUGUCUUGUUGAAUGAGAAUUAGAUAGCCGAAUAGAAGAUAUUUAACCCGUUAGAAUCAUCGCAUGGAUUCCCGAAGUAAACGCAAUACCGAGAUAAUUUAUAACGAUUAUUACGAAUAUAACCGAUCCUGUUGAUUUACUGUAUAAAUAUUUAGACAGGCUUUGAUUCGCAUAAUAGUGAUAUCAGCACUCGUUGCAUAUCAGUGAAAACGCGUGAAAUCUUUGAUUGAUGGAUAGUUUUAAAAUCAAGUACAGUUAAAUUUUCGAGUGGACAAUUGCGAUUUCUAACGGGUUAAAAAAGAUGACCGAGAGAGAGAGAGAGAGCGCACCUCCUUUUUUAAUCUUGCUUAUAGGCGAUGUUAGACGACGAUGUUAAGAUAACGGUACUUAAGAACGAAAGUUUUGCGGUGCCGAAAGAUGUUAUCACGUAGUACCUAAGCCAAUACAUCGGAGAAACACGGAAAAAUGAUAUUUACCAGUUCAAAGUUUUACCAUCGUACAAAGUAGCCGCGAUCCUUUAUACAGACGAAAUGAGACAGUGGAGAGAACGUGUCGCGCCGACGACAUUAUACAGUUACCAAGGUUCUUAUUAAUUAUGAUUGUUAUUAUUAUCGUAAUUAUUAUUAUUACUAUUACUAUAUUGCUAUCAUUAUUAGUACUCUUAUUAUUAUUAUUAUUAUAAUUUCGUAUAGCUACACAUAGAGCGAGAAAGAAGCGCAAGCGCGGUGGAGAGGAGACGAAAAAAGUAACACCGAUGACAUAACGCCUACGCAAUAAUAUGUAUUUCUACAUAUAUAUACAUAUGCAGCAAAGAAAAGAACAUAGAUGUGUGUGUGUGUGUGUGUGUGUGUGUGUGUGUGUGUGUGUGUGUGUGUGUGUGUGUGUGUGUGUGUAUUCUAUAAUUUUUUACAAAGCAUUUCGAAUCGCUACUGCUCCUAAACGCGUAAACGUUGAUUUCUCUUUCUCUCUUUUUAUUUUUUGUCCUACCAUCAACGUCUGCAUUUCCGCUAUUAAUGCCGCGAGCUUCAUUUAAAGGAUUGCAAAAAGAAAACAGCGAUCGAUCAGCCUGAGGAUCUCGCCUCGCUCGUGGGAUAACUUUUACAUUCACGAUGCGAGAAAGAAAGAAAAAAAAAAGAGAGGGAGGGAGGAACCGAAUUCACGGAAAUGGCGCUUCGAGAUCGUUCGUGGAUCACUGAUCACUGAUCUGUUCGUUCUUUGCUCAGUAUUCUAGGCUGUAACCGAUACCGGAUACAUUCGAUGUAACAAUUAUGUACGCAGACACACAUACACACCACUCACGUGACUCGUAGCUACUCUCUCUGCGUAAAAAAACAAAUAAAUAUAAAACUGAUGGUGCAGUGGCGCAGCGCUAACGUACGGGGGAAACGCAGCUUUUAAUUUUGCAGAUAGCGGUUUUUUGAUUGUUCAAUAUCCGUAGUACACGCAGCACACACACGUGGAUUCUCGCACUUAGGUACACGGCAGGCAGGAGUUGUACGUACGGUGAUUUUAGGUGAUCCUUUAAGAGAAGGAAAAGAAAAGAGAGAGAACCUGAUCCCGGCCGAGGGCGACUGCGUUCGCCGAACAAAGCUCAUCUCAAAUCGCUGAUCGCUGAUUGUACUGUGUGACAAAAAUACAUAUCGCCGCGCGGCCUUAAUCGGCCCGGCCGUAUCAAUCCUG